Molecule: messenger RNA, 1659 nt
Organism: Trichoderma harzianum CBS 226.95
Lineage: Eukaryota; Fungi; Ascomycota; Sordariomycetes; Hypocreales; Hypocreaceae
Exons: 8
Coding region: 1-1659 (552 amino acids)
Molecular function (GO): oxidoreductase activity
Source: RefSeq, a predicted model, not a curated record
AUGUUAUUGCAAGCUUCCGUCACGGCACUGGCUUUUGCCGCCGUUUCACUCGCACAGGGCACGACACACAUCCCCGUCGUUGGUGUUCCCGUCGCUUCUGGUGCUGCUGUGCCGCUGAGACAAAAUAUUAAUGACCUGGUCAAAUCGGGGCCGCAAUGGGAUCUCUACGUUCAGGCCAUGUAUAACAUGUCCAAGCUGGAUUCCCACGAUCCUUACAGCUUCUUCCAGAUUGCCGGCAUCCACGGCGCACCGUACAUUGAGUACAACAAGGCCGGAGCCAAGACCGGAGACGGCUGGGUUGGAUACUGCCCUCACGGUGAGGACAUCUUCAUCAGCUGGCACCGCCCUUACGUUUUGCUCUUCGAGCAAGCUCUGGUCUCCAUCGCCAAGGGCAUCGCCAAUGGAUAUCCCGCCUCAGUUCGCGCCACGUACCAGGCGGCUGCGGCCAGCCUGCGAGCCCCCUACUGGGACUGGGCUGCCGACAGCACCGUCCCUGCGUGCACCGUCCCCAACACGCUCAAGAUCAACGUUCCCAACGGCAGCGGCACCAAGUCUGUUGAUUACACCAACCCUCUCCGAACCUUCUACUACCCUCACAUCGCCAUGACCGGCUCCUACGGCGACUUCACCGGCGGAGGCCAAGACCACACCAUUCGCUGCCCUUCGCCUCAGCAGAACUACCCCAAUACCGCCAACGCCAACCUGGCUGCUCGCCCUUACAAGUCCUGGAUUUACGACGUUCUGACCAACUCUCAAAACUUUGCCGAUUUCGCUUCCACCAGCGGACCUGGUAUCAACGUUGAGCAGAUCCACAAUGCCAUCCACUGGGACGGUGCUUGCGGCAACCAGUUCCUUGCUCCCGACUACUCUGGAUUCGACCCUCUGUUCUUCAUGCACCACUCCAACGUCGACCGCAUGUGGGCUUUCUGGGAGGCCAUCAUGCCCAACUCGCCCAUCUUCACUGCCUCCUACAAGGGUCAGUCCCGAUUCAACAGCAAGACCGGAGCCACCAUCACCCCCAACUCUCCCCUGCAGCCUUUCUACCAGGCCAACGGCCAGUUCCACACCUCCAACACCGUCAAGAGCAUCCAGGGCAUGGGUUACUCCUACAAGGGUAUCGAGUACUGGUCCAAGACCCAGGCCCAGAUCAAGUCCGGCGUCACCACCAUCAUCAACCAGCUGUACGGACCCAACUCCUCCGGCAAGCGUGAGGUCCGCGCCUCCGACCUCAUCAAGACCCGUUACUUUGCCAAGAUCUCCGUCAACGUCACCGAGAUUGAGACUCGUCCUUGCGAAAUCAACGUUUACGUCGCUGGCCAGAAGGCUGGCAGCUUGAUUGUCAUGAAGCUCCCUGCAGAGGGCUUGGUCAACGGUGGUUUCACCGUCGACAACCCCAUUGAGGGUCUCCUGCACAGUGGCGGCCGCAACGCCGUCCAGGCCUUUUCCAGCGAUAUCGAAGUUGAGAUUCUCACUAAAGACGGACAGAGCAUUCCCCUCGAGAGCGUUCCCAGCCUUGCCAUCGAUCUCGAGACCGCCAACGUCACCCUGCCCAGCGCCCUCGACCAGCUCCCCAAGUACGGCCAGCGCUCAAGGCACCGUGCGAAGGCUGCCCAGCGCGGACGCCGCUUCCCCAUUCCUACUGGCCUCCCCGGCCAGUAA